UGUUGGGCUUCCAAACGCGCACUUAGCUGCCCAGCCGAAAAAAGAAGUGUUUUUAACCAAAAAUUUCAAACCCGGCUUCUCAAACGGAAGGAAAACAAGAACAGGUCGGAGUGAGCAAUAAGCUUAAUCGAAGCCGACGGGACUGAAAAUGCGCAGCGAUGGGAUCUUGGGCAGCAGAGCAGCCCAGGGGAAGAAAGUGGCGGCAACUAGUAGAACGACGUCGUUGAAGAGGCGGGAGACAUGGCUGGUAGUACUGGGUGUGAUUCUUCAUGCGGUUUACAUGCUCAGCAUAUUCGACAUUUAUUUCAAGACCCCUAUUGUUCAUGGCAUAGAUCCCAUCACUCCUCGUUUCACUGGCCCUGCCAAGCGUCUCGUUCUUCUGGUUGCUGAUGGCUUGCGAGCUGACAAGUUCUAUGAGCCGGAUGCUGAAGGAAAUUACAGAGCACCAUUUUUAAGAAACAUUAUCAAAACACAAGGUCGCUGGGGGGUGUCUCAUGCUCGCCCUCCAACAGAGUCAAGACCCGGUCAUGUUUCCAUAAUUGCAGGCUUUUAUGAAGAUCCUAGUGCAGUGACGAAAGGAUGGAAGGCUAAUCCUGUUGAAUUUGAUUCAGUCUUUAACAGAAGUCGGCAUACAAUUUCUUAUGGAAGUCCGGACAUAGUUCCAAUAUUCUGUGGGGGCUUGCAACACAGCACUUGGAAUUCGUAUCCCCAUGAACUUGAAGAUUUUGCAACUGAUGCAUCCUUUCUGGACAUGUGGUCUCUUGAUCAGUUUCAAAGCCUUUUGAAUAAGUCGAGGGAAGAUCAAAAGUUGAAAGAGUUACUUCUGCAGGAUAAUCUUGUUAUAUUCCUGCACCUCCUUGGUUGUGACUCUAACGGCCAUGCACAUAAGCCUUUUUCCUCCAUCUAUCUCAACAACGUUAAAGUUGUUGACCAUGUAGCUGAAAGUGUUUAUAAUCUUGUUCAAGAUUAUUUUAUGGACAACCGUACAGCUUACAUCUUUACAGCAGACCAUGGAAUGAGUGACAAAGGCAGCCAUGGAGAUGGGCAUCCGUCAAAUACUGAUACUCCCCUUGUUGCUUGGGGAGCUGGUGUUAAAUAUCCAAAGCCAAUUAAUAGCAGCAACCAUACUAAUUGUGGUUUUCGGUUUGUUGAUGACCAUGUGCAUGACACACCAACACCAGCUGAAUGGGGCCUGCAUGGAUUAGAGAGGGUUGAUGUCAAUCAGGCUGACAUUGCACCCCUAAUGUCGACGCUUCUUGGUCAGCCAUGUCCUGUUAAUUCUGUUGGAAGUUUGCCGCUAGACUAUAUCAAUAUGACUAAGGCGGAAGAAGUUGAAGCUGUGCUGGCCAAUACAAAAGAAAUUCUCAACCAGUUUCUUCGGAAAUCUCAUAUUAAGCAGUCACAUUCUUUUUACUUUAAGCCCUUCAAGCCACUCACUCACUAUUCCUCUAUGUUGGACAAAAUUGAGGGUCUGAUAAUGGCUAGAGAUUAUGAAGCUGCAAUGGAGCUGUCCCAAAACCUAAGAAGUUUGGCAUUGCAAGGACUUCACUAUUUUCAAACUUAUGACUGGCUGAUGCUUACGACUGUAAUUACCCUUGGGUACUGUGGCUGGAUGAUUUAUCUUAUUCUUCAUGUGCUGCAAUCUUAUACUUCAUUGCCAGGAAUUAAUUUUGGAAUGGAGCAAACAGUUCAGAGAAAUAAACUUGGAAAAGUGCACCUCAUUGGAUGUUUGGUGAUGGGAAUAUUUUCUUUUCUAUUAUUUAUGGAGCACUCUCCUCCUCUUUAUCAUGCAUACAUGAUAAUGACGUCAUUUUUGUUGAUGCAAAUAGUUAGUGAAUAUCAGUUUUUAAAAGCACUGUGGAAGCAUUUAUCUGAAAGAAGAAUGAAUUAUAUCGUUAAGCUUCUUGCUAUAACUGCUUUCUCAAUUGUCAUUCUUGAGUUCCUGGUGAACAGUUUCACCGAAAGGAAGCUCUAUACUUGGUGCUUCUUGAUUGCAGGGGCCACAGCUUCUUUUUAUCUUUUCAAGUCAAUGUCCUGGAGACCAGGGAUUCCAAUAUUUGUUUGCCUGGCAUGUUGGUUCUUGUCUCUUUUCACAUUGAUGCCAGCAGAAAUUCCUGACAACAAUCAAUUAGUAGUUGCUAGUGGAGCAGUGAUUAUUGUUAUAGGAAUAGCUGCAAGAUGGUUAGAUUUAAAUGCUGGUGGGAAUAAGUAUUGGCUUGUUAUAUGUAAUUAUGAGUUCAAGGAUCCUAAGUUUUCAGCUCUGUUUUACUUGCAGGCUAUUUUAGUUGGUUUUUCUUCCAUGAUGGUGUAUAUAUCAACGUCUCACAGAACUGAGAAGCAAGAACUGCAUGUGUUACACCAGUUGAUUAAUUGGUCCAUUGCUGGUUUUUCAAUGGUAUUACCCCUAUUUUCAGCAAAUAGCCUCUUAUCCAGGCUCACUUCCAUAUUUCUGGGUUUUGCACCUUCAUUUCUUCUUCUCUCCAUUGGAUACGAAGCAUUAUUUUAUGCUGCUCUUGCUCUUGUACUUAUGGCAUGGAUACUAUUUGAGAACACGAUUCUCAAUAUAAAUAUCUUGAGGUCACCAGCUUCAGCUGAGGACGUUGAGAAUGAUCUCAUCCUUGGAUAUGAUAAUAGGUCUCUGCAAUUAUCUGACGUGAGAAUCCCAUUGGUCUUUAUGGUUUUAUUCAAUGUUGCCUUCUUUGGAACCGGAAAUUUUGCAAGUAUUGCUAGUUUUGAGAUUUCAUCUGUCUAUCGAUUCAUUACUGUUUUUAGUCCAUUCCUGAUGGCAGCCCUACUUAUCUUCAAGUUAUUUAUUCCAUUCAUGCUAGUCAUGUCUGGAUUCUACCAUGAUUAUCACCAUCUUCAAGGAAAAUCAAAAGUUGAUGAGUUGGCUCUAAGAUGUGCAUUCAGCGCGGUGACCAAAUUGAACCAAGUUCCAAGGAUGGGAUGUUACUUUCUUGUUAUUAUAUUCUCAGACGUGAUGACCAUUCACUUCUUCUUCCUGGUGAAGAAUACAGGAAGUUGGAUGGAGAUUGGCAAUAGCAUCAGCCAUUUCGGGAUCGUGAGUGCCCAAGUUGUUUUUGUUCUGCUACUAUUUGCCCUCACGAACACAUACACAAAGGACAUUCGUUGCAAUUUAGCAGUCCCGUCUGCUCGGAAGGCUAUUUAGUUUGCAUCAGAGUUGCAGUGAGAUGAGAUGAUUCUUCACCUCUUUGAAUCUAUGCGACAAUUUUGCUGAUCGCAUGACCAGCUUCUGAGAGCCAUGUUUUGCCCUGUCUUCCUUUCCCCUUUAUGAGCUUCAAAGUUCAAGCUAAAGAACCUUUAUGUGCUCUAGUGAUCUUCAUAGAGAUGGGGGUGGAAAUUCCAACACGCGUAACAGAUUUUUGUGUGGUUCUAAGUUAGUAUUCACCUACAGGUUACAACAACAUCGAUAUUGAGAUUUGGGGUCAAUGUGAAGGCCAUCGAUAUUGAUAUUGAGAUUUGGUUCUAAGUUUGUUCUACUAACAUGAUUGUAAGAAUGCUGAUAUGGGGAAUGACAAUAAAUUCUUGAGAGAAAA
Molecule: messenger RNA, 3557 nt
Organism: Prosopis cineraria
Lineage: Eukaryota; Viridiplantae; Streptophyta; Magnoliopsida; Fabales; Fabaceae
Product: GPI ethanolamine phosphate transferase 1
Exons: 19
Coding region: 149-3169 (1006 amino acids)
Biological process (GO): GPI anchor biosynthetic process
Cellular component (GO): endoplasmic reticulum membrane
Molecular function (GO): mannose-ethanolamine phosphotransferase activity
Source: RefSeq, a predicted model, not a curated record